AUGGAUCUUCGAGCGGUUGUCGUUGUGUUGCUGUGCUGUGUGGCAACCAUCGUAAUGGGGCAGGACGAUUCCGAUGCAGCAGCCUUUCCGGGACGUAUCUUACCUUCCUCUUACGGCUUGGGAUGGAGAGGAUAUGUCAUGCCGAUGUACACCGGAGAAAAGAAAUGGGCUUCAAACGAGCGUACGAUUCCCUCUAGUCACGCUCAAUUAUUAGGAGAUGAUGAAUUAUCACGAAUUGAGAGAUCGAUGACGGAAAAGAUGAAGAGCUUGAAAGGGCGAUACAAUGGCCAGAUUCGUGACAUCCUUUUCGGGAAGUGA
Ostertagia ostertagi is the source of this 318-nucleotide messenger RNA. NCBI's taxonomy places the organism in Eukaryota, Metazoa, Nematoda, Chromadorea, Rhabditida, Trichostrongylidae. The record is from the annotation of a GenBank genome assembly.